CACUUUCGUUUCCGGCGAGGUAAUUUUGCUCCGCGUUUUCGCAAUUUUAACCGAUUAUCACAUAGUCUGAGCACCCGGCCGGCCAUGUGCCAAUAAGUUGACGAGCAAAACAGGCUGCCAACGAAAACCAAAGUAAUCCCCAAAUCUGGUUCCCUUGUAAUCCCCGCAGACAUUUUACAUCAUGGACAAUUCAGCCAAGAACCGCUACGAACUGUUGUUCAUGGACGACGAUGACUCCUCCGCGCCUGCCCAGCCACAGAUUCCCGCUGCCGCCGUAGUGGCGGCGCCGGCGAAGAAACCGGAACAGCCGAAGGUGGCCAAGAGCAAGCAGGAGAAGGAGAACAAGCCGGUGGCGUCGGCCCGCAAGGUUAAUAGCUCGAAUCCGGCGGCCAAGAACGCGAGUCCGGUGAAGCCAGGCGGCGGCAAACUGGCGCCCUCUGCUGGCGGAGAUUCGGGUCGCCCCAGGAACGCAGCCACAAAUGGACAGAGGGACAACCAGGGCCGCUUCAACAACAACAACAACAACUACAACAACCAGCGCUACGGAAACAAGGAAUCGUCCGGGGAAUUCGGCAACGAGCUGCCCCAGCGUCAAUUCAACAAUCGUGAUAACAGGGGGCCACCACGCGCCCGCACCGGCGGCGAGAAGUUCGGAAAGCGCGAGUUCGAUCGCCAGUCGGGAUCCGAUAAAACCGGCGUCAAGUCAAUUGACAAGCGCGAGGGAGGCGGUGCCCACAACUGGGGUUCCCCGAAGCAGGACAUCGAGGACCUGAAGACCGCCGGCGGCGAGUCGUCUCCGCAGGCGGAAAAGGAGGACUCGGCCAACGAGCAGUCGGCCGAUCCCGCUGUGCCCGCCGAGGAGGACGAGUCCAAGCUGAUGACCCUCGACGAGUGGAAGGCUCUGCGGGAUCAGCGCGCCAAGCCCAACUACAACUUGCGCAAGGCCGGCGAGGGAGCUGCCGACAAUGCGGAGUGGAAGAAGAUGGUGGUGCUGAGCAAGAAGAAGGAGAGCAACAGCGAGGACGAGCUGGAGUACGAUCCCUCGCUGUAUCCCCAGCGAGUGGGCCGCCUGCAGCGCAUCGUGGACAUUCAGUUCAACUUCAAUGAUGGUCGCAAGGGCGGUUUCCGCAAGGGUCCUCGUCCUGGCGGACCAGGUGGACCGCGUGAGGGAGGCUACCGCAAUGACGGGCCGCGUGGAGAAGGUGGCUUCCCCCGUGGAGAGGGUGGCUAUCGCCAGGAUGGACCUCGCAACGAAGGACCUCGUGGAGAGGGUGGCUACCGCAACGAAGGACCUCGUGGAGAGGGCGGCUUCCGCAACGACGGACCGCGUGGCGAGGGCUUCCGUGGUCCGCGACCCAGCAACGGCUAUGAAAACAGACAGGAGAACAACAACAACAGAUUCGGGGAGAAACGCCGCUCCGCCCAGAAGCCCCUGAAGGUCGACGAUGAAGCUCAAUUCCCCACUCUGUGCUAGGAGCUGACAAAACAGCAACAACAAUAAGGUUUAACAAUUUCACGUAUUACAUAAUUAGUAAGCUGCUCCUUUCGGUUAACGAAUAACCAUUUAGAUUUUCGGGCGUAAUAUAUGAAGCUUGACGACCGACGACUAACAAACAGAAACAAAUCAGCCACGCUUAUCCAUAUUCCUUAGUUGUAAACAAAAAAAAAUUUUUGAAUUUUUUCACUCUCAUCAUUUACGCAUUUAUAAUAACUAUUACAAAUAGUUGGAAUGUUGAAAUAAAUUUACUUCAUUUAUAAACCAAGGAAAAAUAA
Drosophila takahashii is the source of this 1773-nucleotide messenger RNA. It is a transcript of the gene vig2, whose product is annotated as vig2. NCBI's taxonomy places the organism in Eukaryota, Metazoa, Arthropoda, Insecta, Diptera, Drosophilidae. The record is from RefSeq and is a predicted model, not a curated record. Gene Ontology annotation, cellular component: nucleus; cytoplasm. Gene Ontology annotation, molecular function: RNA binding.